Polychytrium aggregatum is the source of this 1992-nucleotide messenger RNA. Its product is annotated as 24-dehydrocholesterol reductase-like protein. Bases 118 to 1761 code for a protein of 547 amino acids. The record is from RefSeq and is a predicted model, not a curated record. Gene Ontology annotation, cellular component: cytoplasm; membrane. Lineage: Eukaryota; Fungi; Chytridiomycota; Chytridiomycetes; Polychytriales. Gene Ontology annotation, biological process: steroid metabolic process. Gene Ontology annotation, molecular function: FAD binding; Delta24(24-1) sterol reductase activity. The transcript has 6 exons.
CGCGCCGGCCAUGCAAGUAUUUCUCCCCCUCGCUGUUCCGUGCGGCAGCCAUCUCCCCCAUCCGCCUGCCAGGCCAAGCGUCUCCUCCCUCUCAGCACCGGAUCGCAUCCCGCUGCCAUGAGCUCCAGCAAGCCCGCCAAGAAGACCUACGUCCCCGAGGAGCCGCCCAAGGUCCCCAUCUUCCCCUCCCAGCCUCCGCCGUCAACUUUCUCCGAGAAGUUUGCCCAGUUCACGAUCGAGAACCGAUGGAUCUUGGUUCUCUUUGCCGUCCUGCCCCUGUCGUUCAUCUUUGACCGCUACUGGGUUGUCCGCGACUUUUUCGUCCGCACCAUCGGCAGCCACUUCCGAAAGCAUGACGAGACGGUGCGAUUUAUCCAAGCCCAGAUCGAACACUGGCGCAAGUCGGGCUCCAAGAACCUGCUCUGCACUGCCCGCCCCUCGUGGAUGCAGGUCACCGCCAAGGACAACGGCCCCCAGUACAAAAAGAAAGACAACGCCAUCCUUAUGCCCCUGUAUGACAUCCUCGAGAUCGAUACCAAGCGCCGCGUCGUUCGUGUCGAGCCCGGUGUCAACAUUGGCCAGCUGACCCAGUUCCUGAUUCCCCGCGGCUGGACCCUGCCUAUCGUCCCCGAGCUUGACGACCUGACCUGCGGUGGCAUGCUUCUUGGAUACGGUAUCGAAGGAUCUGGCCACAAGUACGGUCUGUGGAACGACAUUAUUGUCUCGGCCGACAUCAUUGUCGGCGACGGCUCGCUUGUGCACUGCUCGGCCACCGAGAACAGCGACCUCUUCCGCGCUCUUCCUUGGUCCUACGGCGGUGUUGGAUUCUGUGUGGCCAUGGAGAUCCAGAUCAUCCCCUGCAAGAAGUACUGUCGCUUGAUCUACGAGCCCACGGCCUCGAUCGAUCAGAUGGUCGAUCGCUUCACCGAGAUUGCCUCUGCCGAAAACCCCCACGAGUUCCUUGAGGGCCUGAUGUACGACUACAACAACGGCAUCCUCACCUACGGCGAUUUUGCGGACGAAAUCGGCAGCGACGGCUACUACAACCCCAUCGGCCACUACUACAAGCCCUGGUUCCACCGCCAUGCCGAGACCAUCAUGAAGAAGGGCAAGACCGUUGUCGAGUACAUUCCCAUCCGCCACUACUACCACCGACACACCCGAUCGCUCUACUGGGAGCACGAGAUCAUGUUCCCCAUGGGCAACCACCCUAUCUUCCGCUACUUCCUCGGUUGGCUUAUGCCCCCAAAGGUCAACUUCCUCAAGUACACCCAGACCGAAGCCAUGCGCGCGCACUCGCUCGAGGUCCAUGUCGCCCAGGACUUUUUGCUUCCCAUUGAGUGCAUGAAGGAGGGCCUCAAGCUCUGCCACGAGACCUACGAAAUCUACCCCCUGUGGCUCUGCCCCCACGCUGUCUUCAAGACCGAGCCCCAGGGCGCCAUUCGCGCUCCGACCAACGGACAGGACAUUGAGCAGUAUGUCGACAUUGGUGUCUGGGGUAUCCCUGGUCCCGUUACCCGCGGCCAGCGAUACGACGUCCACUGGGGCAACCAGACCUACGAAAAGUGGCUGCGCGAGAACCGCGGCUACCAGGCCAUGUACGCCGUCAGCGAGCAGACCCGUGACGAGUUCAACGAGAUGUUCGACCAGGAGCUUUACGACCAGGUCCGCAACAAGUACAAGUGCAAGGGUGUCUUUAUGGAUGCCUACGACAAGAUCUUUGCCAAGGUGUACCGCAAGGAGACCAAGAAGCAGGUCUAAGCACCCUUGACUAGGCAUCUCUCGCCAAAGCACCUUUGCCCAAGUACCUUUGCCCGAGUGCCUUGCUCGAGUGUCCUGCUGUCGACAGCUUUCCCAGGACCCAUGCUCGGAUGACCACACCCGUGAUCCACCUUGAUUCACAUCGACCGACUUUACAACCAUCCAUGGCCAUCCUAUCCAUGAUCUGUGUGCAAUGCAGCUAUUCUGAAGAAUAUAAGUCGCAUCCUGAGA